AUGCCGCCGAUGUCGAACAGUGCCGAGUCGGUUGUCGCGAGCAGUCGCGAGUGUCAAUCACCCAGCCGACUCGAAUAUCGGACCAUGCUCGAGUCGUUUCCCAAUCAUGACAGAACAAUGGCUGCCUCUUUGGGACUGUCAGGCUCACGGCGAAAGUUGUCCAACGAGGAUGUUCGCAUGCUGCAAGACCGCUCUAUUCAGUGCGAUGCUCUGCAUUGGCUAUCAAGCGAAGCCGGCCGUGCCAAAGUCUGGGUACCGUAG
This is a messenger RNA of Plenodomus lingam JN3, 261 nucleotides long. RefSeq lists its product as uncharacterized. Lineage: Eukaryota; Fungi; Ascomycota; Dothideomycetes; Pleosporales; Leptosphaeriaceae. The record is from RefSeq and is a predicted model, not a curated record.